CUGUGAAUGUGCUCUCCCAAGUUACGAGGUGUACUUUCUUUUCUCUACAGCAUCGCACGGUUAAUGGUCUUUUGAAAAGAUUCACAAAAGAUGAGACAGAAAAAAACGUAAUUUUGACCUUCCAUCCUACCACGGUCACUCUCCCGCCUAGCCACUCACGUUGCCCAGUUUGGAAUAGAUGGAAAUCUGCUACCCACUAUGGUUGAUGACAAUUAUUAUGUAUCAGGAGGGUCCUCGCCCUGUUUUUAAUUAAUGGAGGGUCGAUGGUAUAUAUACAAGUAAGGGACAUCAUUGUGUCGUCGAUGAAACUGACAGUGCCACUCAGCAUCACCAUGAUUCAGUUGUUCAUCCUUACCUUAUCAGUGGUUCUUUCCCAAGUAGCCGCCAUAUAUAAUUAUCCUUAUUACAUAAGUACUGGAACUAGCCAACAAUAUAAAUCGCAAGACGGAAUUGGCAAUUAUCAGUUUGGAUACGAUGAGGCCCAUUCGUCUGGUGGUACCUUUCGUAAGGAAACCGGUGAUGCUUGGGGUAACAAAUACGGUUCCUACGGUUUAAGAGAUGCUGAUGGGCGCUACCGAGUUGUCAACUAUGUUGCUGAUGGAGCUGGCUUCAGAGCAAACAUUAAUUCUAAUGAACCAGGAGUAGCACCUGACGAUCCUGCAUCAACUGUCAUCAACAAACCUGGAGUACCAGUACCAGUUGUUCAAGCACCAAUUGUUCAAUCACCAGUAGUCAGCAAACCAGUUCUUUAUGCUCCAAGCUUGCACCAUGCUGCAUCCCCUCAAUUUCCUUUGCUGUACCAGACAUACUCUCCUGCUGGGUACUACAAAGGAACCCCUUUCACUUCAAAAGGCACCACCUACAUUACAAAUAAAGGAAGUCCUUAUUAUGGGUAUUACAUUUAUCCAUAAUUUCCAUCCACUUGUUGACCAAUUGCCAUUCUUUGAUUAGUUCGCACAUACUUACAUGGUUUAUUGUAAUAAAUCAAAGGCCAAAUUUUGAUUUGUGGUGUUAGUUUAAAUUGAAUCAAUAAAAUUCUCAUUUUCCAAUUGUU
Molecule: messenger RNA, 1054 nt
Organism: Argiope bruennichi
Lineage: Eukaryota; Metazoa; Arthropoda; Arachnida; Araneae; Araneidae
Product: adult-specific rigid cuticular protein 15.5-like
Exons: 3
Coding region: 264-911 (215 amino acids)
Cellular component (GO): chitin-based extracellular matrix
Molecular function (GO): structural constituent of chitin-based larval cuticle
Source: RefSeq, a predicted model, not a curated record